AUGCGACCCACCCAGCUCUUACUAUCGGGUCGCUCCGCAUGGAAGGGACCGUACUUCGUUGCGUUUCCUAACCUCCGCGAGGCCCUGGAGAACCACGUCCCAAUCCAAACCAAAGCACGCGCGUGCACUAUCUUGCCCACCUUUGUCGGCAUUCGAUUCCUUGUUCACAACGGCCGCGACUAUGUACCGGUAAUGGUCACUCAAGACAUGGUGGGUCACAAAUUGGGGGAGUUUUCGCCAACGAAGAAGCGAUUUAAGUUUGGGAAAAAAUAG
Mycena indigotica is the source of this 273-nucleotide messenger RNA. Its product is annotated as Mitochondrial 37S ribosomal protein. Gene Ontology annotation, molecular function: structural constituent of ribosome; RNA binding. Gene Ontology annotation, cellular component: ribosome; cytosolic small ribosomal subunit. Gene Ontology annotation, biological process: ribosomal small subunit assembly; translation. The transcript is spliced from 4 exons. The record is from RefSeq and is a predicted model, not a curated record. Lineage: Eukaryota; Fungi; Basidiomycota; Agaricomycetes; Agaricales; Mycenaceae. The coding region runs from base 1 to 273 and encodes 90 amino acids.